AUGAUAACUGAUAGAGUCACAGAUGUGAUCAGCUGCCAGGCUGCUCUGUUCGAAUGGGCAGAAAGCUUUGAUACGAAAGAUUGGGGCCGUCUCUCUGAAGCCAUUGCACCUACUCUUCACGUCGACUACACAGAUGUCAUGGGAAAAUCCUGGAAGGCCUUACCAGCGGCCGAUUUCGUGCAGAUGGCUUCGAACACCCAUUUUCUUGGCAACGUGCGUAUCAAGACGCAGCAUCUUAUCGGUGCCGAAAAAUGGAUCAGCACUGGUGCUGACACGAUCACGGGCUAUCACCAGAUGCGCGUCGCCCACCAAAAGUACAAAGACGACGGUUUAACCGAGGUGCUACGUCAAGGGCACGCACAUGGAAAUGCCACUGUGCGCUACCGUAAGGUCGAUGGGGUGUGGAAGUUUGCCGGACUGACGCCAGACAUUCGCUGGUCGGAGUCUGAGUAUCAAAAAAAUUUCGACGAGGAGUAA
Messenger RNA from Grosmannia clavigera kw1407, 477 nucleotides. Its product is annotated as scytalone dehydratase. The record is from RefSeq and is a predicted model, not a curated record. Gene Ontology annotation, biological process: melanin metabolic process. Gene Ontology annotation, molecular function: scytalone dehydratase activity. The coding region runs from base 1 to 477 and encodes 158 amino acids. NCBI's taxonomy places the organism in Eukaryota, Fungi, Ascomycota, Sordariomycetes, Ophiostomatales, Ophiostomataceae. The transcript has a single exon.